Molecule: messenger RNA, 1014 nt
Organism: Lichtheimia ornata
Lineage: Eukaryota; Fungi; Mucoromycota; Mucoromycetes; Mucorales; Lichtheimiaceae
Exons: 3
Coding region: 1-1014 (337 amino acids)
Cellular component (GO): mitochondrion
Molecular function (GO): (3R)-hydroxyacyl-[acyl-carrier-protein] dehydratase activity
Source: RefSeq, a predicted model, not a curated record
AUGCCGUUGAUACAAUUUUCUCAAAGAGCUACCAUCAAAUUAUCCCAACGAGCAUUCUCAUCAUGCAGCAUUCUCCUUAAUAACAACAAGCAGCAGCUGUUAGAGCAAUGGCGGGAAACGAUCAGCAGAAAAAAAGUCAUUGAACAUGAUGCGAUUACUCCUUCAGCGUUUAAUCUUUUGGGGAAUACUCUAAACGAUCCAGUGUAUCGACAUGACUAUCUACCAAAGAAUGGCACCGAACUUCCUCCAGCAUGGCACCAGGCCUAUUUCCCACCCCGUGUAACAGAACAGGAGCUAUCACCUGAUGGUUAUGAGCAGGACUGGAAACCCCCAUCGCCAUUCACGCAUCGCAUGUGGGCUGGUGGUGAGCUCGAGUGGAAUGUCGACAAUCCUUUGAGGGUGGGCGAUCAAGUUGAAAUGGUGUCGAGUUUACGUGAUAUCCAAUUUCGACCUGCAGGGAGGAGAGGAGACUCCGUGUUUAUUUGGAUCGAUAAAAAGAUAAGCAAUCAAAAAGGCUGGGCCAUGACCGAAACGCGUAGUUGGGUCUAUGUGCAACCCACUUCCUCCUCCCCUGACAAGAAUGGAUCAUCGUCGUCAUCCAAAAAGACACAAGCUAUCUUUGAAUUACCUCACCAUGACUUUUCCUUCGAGAUAACACCUACACCCAUUACGUUGUUUCGAUUCUCAGCUCUGACCUUCAAUUCACAUCUCAUCCAUUACGACCAUCAAUAUGCAACCGAAACAGAACAUCAUCGAGGUUGCUUGGUCCAUGGUCCUCUUUCAUACACCUUGAUGAUGAAUACAUUGAAUCGCUAUCUCAAAGAAAACGAUCCUACAUCUGUCAUCCAGUCAUUCAAGUAUCGCUGCCGGUCACCAUUGGUAGUGAAUGAAGCAAUACGCGUUCAAGGCAAGGCCGAUCCUGAUACACCUGGUCAAUAUUCACUUUGGGUAGCUGAUGCCCAGGGCAACAUGGCCGUCAAAGGUACCGCUACAGUGGCCACUAAAUCCUCUUGA